AUGUGGGCUUACACCGUGGGCUUCACCGUCCUGCCCCACGUGGGAGGGUUCCUUGGCUGGUUCCUGAACAGGAAGGAGAUCCCAGCGUGGUACGAGAAGCUGAAAAAGCCUUCGUGGUGCCCGUCCCGCAGAGUGUUCCCCGUGGCCUGGACCAUGCUGUACACGGGCAUGGGCUACGCCUCCUACCUGGUGUGGAACGACCUGGGGGGCUGCAGCAGCAAGGCCAUCGUCCCCAUGGGGCUCUACGGGGCUCAGCUGCUGCUCAACUGGGCAUGGCCACCCCUGUUCUUCGGUGCCCACAACCUCAACAUGGCUGUGAUCGAUGUGCUGUGCCUGGACGGGCUGGCCCUGGGCACGUUCUGCUCCUGGUACCGCAUCAACCGGCUGGCAGCGCUGCUGCUGCUGCCCUACCUGGGCUGGCUGGCCAUGGCCACCUGCCUCACCAUCCGCAUCUGGAAGGACAACCCCCAGCUGAAAUCGGGCAAGAGCGACUAA
Melozone crissalis (California towhee) is the source of this 495-nucleotide messenger RNA. RefSeq names its product translocator protein 2 (gene TSPO2). Lineage: Eukaryota; Metazoa; Chordata; Aves; Passeriformes; Passerellidae. The coding region runs from base 1 to 495 and encodes 164 amino acids. Gene Ontology annotation, cellular component: endoplasmic reticulum; membrane. The transcript is spliced from 3 exons. Gene Ontology annotation, molecular function: cholesterol binding. The record is from RefSeq and is a predicted model, not a curated record.